AUGGGUGACUUGAAACUCCGAGAUUACGACACCAUCACUUCCUUUCUGGGACAAUGGGGAGCGUUUCAGCGUAGGAUUUUCUUUGCCCUGGCCAUCAGCAUCUACCCCAAUGGCUUCAUCGGCAUCUACAUCGUAUUUGUCGCAGACACGCCGCUUCACCACUGCCACAUCCCAGAGAACGCCAACAUCAGCCAGGUGUGGAGAAACCUGUCGGUCAUGGAUGAAGGCGCGGAGAGACCUAGGUCUUGCUCCAGGCUCAACUUAGAGCUGGUCAAGAACUAUUCUCAGAAUGGGGUUGUCCCCAAUGUUGGAGUCAAUGUGACUGAUAUUCCUUUAGAGACCUGCCUGGACGGCUGGACGUACAGCAAAGACAUCUACCAGUCGACCAUUGCUUCUGAGUGGGAUCUUGUUUGUGAGGAGGCACACAAAAUUCCGCUGUCCACCUCCAUCCACUACCUGGGCGUACUGGUGGGGGCCUUCAUCUCAGGCCAGUUGUCAGACAGAUAUGGAAGGAAGCCAGCGCUAUUCACCAUGAUGGCCCUCCAGACGGUGGCAAUAACUGCACAGAUAUUCUCAAACAGCUGGGAGCUUUUCACAUUCACCUUCUUUCUGGCGGGUGCUGGCGGGUUCUCCAAUUACAUCAUUGCCUUUGUGCUGGGAACUGAAAUCCUGAGUCCCAAAGCUCGUGUGGUCUUCUGUUCGCUGGGGGUUUUCAUGAGUUCGGCUAUAGGAUACAUGAUCAUGCCGCCUGUGGCCUACUUCCUGCGCUCCUGGCGUUUGCUUCUCAUCCCCAUGGCCGCCAGCGGACUGAUAUACAUACCUCUAUGGUGGUUUAUACCCGAGUCGCCACGCUGGCUGGUUUCUCAGGGCAGAGUAGAAGAGGCUGAGGCCAUCCUGAAGGACGCUGCCAGGAUGAAUAAGAUUGCCACGCCGCCAGCCAUUUUCACAGAGGCGGAGAUUGACGAUGCAAAAAGGACGAAAGACAAGAAGUACAACAUUAGCUCCAUUCUGCGCAGCUGCAACCUAUUCACCAUCACGCUGUUGUGUUCAAUCCUGUGGUUCAUCAUCACCAUCAGCUACUACGCUCUGAUUCUCAACACGUCAAACCUGCACGGCGACCCCUACCUCAAUACCUUCUUCUCAGCGGUGACAGAAGUUCCGGCGUACCUGAUCGCCCUGCUGCUCCUACACUUCUGCUACCGCCGCCUGUGCCAGUCGUCCACCCUGCUGAUGGGCGGCGUCAUGAUCCUGCUCGUCCAUCUCCUUCCCAUAGAUCAGCCGUGGGUUGCCGUACUGCUAGAGAUGCUGGGCAAAUUCGGCAUGACGGCGGCCUUCUGCGUGGUGUACGCAGUCACUUCAGAGCUCUUCCCGACUGUCAUCAGGAACACGGCCAUGGGCUGCUGUUCCAUGGCAGCACGCAUUGGGACCAUCAUCUCACCCUUCAUCAUCUACCUCGGACAAUAUUAUAAGGCGCUGCCAUACAUUCUAAUGGGAGCUUUGGCCAUUUCCGGAGCCUUUCUCUGUCUCCUACUGCCAGAGACCUUUGGGAAACCUUUGCCGGAGACCCUAACACAAAUGCAGACCAUAUCCAGGCGAAAAGGAAAGACGGAAGAAAACAUGGAAGCUGAAGAAGAACACAUAAAGGAUUAUAAGAGUAAAGAAUCCAAGUUGUAG
Molecule: messenger RNA, 1674 nt
Organism: Nerophis lumbriciformis (worm pipefish)
Lineage: Eukaryota; Metazoa; Chordata; Actinopteri; Syngnathiformes; Syngnathidae
Source: RefSeq, a predicted model, not a curated record